AUGCACAAUGGUUGGCACAACCACAAUAUGGGCGGUCACAGUCAUAAUCAUGGUCACCAACAUCAUAAUCACAAUCAUGAGCAUCAUGAUCGCGGAGGAAACAGAGAUCAUGUACAUGGUGGUAGUGGGCAUCUACAUAAUCAUGAUCAUCAUGAUCGCAGAGGAAACAGAGAUCAUGUACAAGGCGGUAGUGGGCAUCUACAUACAAAUCAUGGUAACAGGUGGCCUGAUCACAAUCAUGGUUAUCACAGUCAAGAGGCUGGUACAACCGGCUGGCACGACCACAUACAGCAUGGUCAUCAUAAUCACGAAGGUAAACACGGGCAUAACUAUCACAAUCAUGGAAUCGGACAUCAUAUCAGAAAAAACCGACAAAAUCACAAACACGACAAUCGUGAAUGGCGAUUGAAUGGUGUUAUCGGAUACAAUGGACGGUAUAGGAAACGGAACACAAAUAACAACGAUGGAGAAUUUUUUCAUGGAUUAAAUCCAGUAACACAUUUUCCACACGUCUGUGAUUCUGUUUGA
Cercopithifilaria johnstoni is the source of this 528-nucleotide messenger RNA. NCBI's taxonomy places the organism in Eukaryota, Metazoa, Nematoda, Chromadorea, Rhabditida, Onchocercidae. The record is from the annotation of a GenBank genome assembly.